Messenger RNA from Hibiscus syriacus, 1918 nucleotides. RefSeq names its product dynamin-related protein 3A-like. The transcript has 17 exons. Gene Ontology annotation, molecular function: GTPase activity; microtubule binding; GTP binding. Gene Ontology annotation, biological process: mitochondrial fission; peroxisome fission. NCBI's taxonomy places the organism in Eukaryota, Viridiplantae, Streptophyta, Magnoliopsida, Malvales, Malvaceae. The coding region runs from base 1 to 1812 and encodes 603 amino acids. The record is from RefSeq and is a predicted model, not a curated record. Gene Ontology annotation, cellular component: cytoplasm; mitochondrion; microtubule.
AUGUAUGAUAGGAUCGUUGCUUUAGAAAGUGAGCAGAGGGUGGCAUCUUACAGUAUCUUAUUUUACAAGCGUGCUAAUAAUUUGGUUGUGCUGUUAUUGUUGUUCUCUAAACAGGAUAUUUUAUUCAACCGGAGUAUCAAGGAUGCUCUUGUGGCAGAGGAAAAAUUCUUCCGCACUCGUCCAGUAUAUAACAGUUUAACUGAUCGUUGUGGUGUACCUCAGCUGGCAAAGAAGCUGAACCAGAUUUUAGUACAACAUAUCAAGGCAAUACUUCCUGGGCUGAAAUCAUGCAUUAGUUCGGCACUGGUUUCUGUGGCAAAGGAGCAUGCAAGCUAUGGAGAAAUCACUGAAUCAAAGGCUGCCCAGGGAGCUCUUCUGCUGAAUAUUCUGUCAAAGUACUGUGAGGCGUUCUCAUCAAUGGUUGAGGGGAAAAAUGAACAGAUGUCUACAUCUGAGCUGUCUGGUGGAGCAAGGAUUCAUUAUAUUUUCCAAUCAAUCUUUGUUAAGAGCCUAGAGGACGUAGAUCCAUGUGAAGGCUUGACUGAUGAUGACAUAAGAACUGCCAUUCAGAAUGCAACUGGUCCUCGAUCUGCACUGUUUGUACCUGAAGUCCCGUUUGAAGUUCUUGUAAGAAGGCAAAUAGCACGUUUAAUAGAUCCAAGUCUUCAAUGUGCCAGAUUCAUAUAUGAUGAGUUAAUAAAGAUUAGUCAUCGCUGUAUGAUGAAUGAACUGCGACGGUUUCCUGUUCUAAGAAAGCAUAUGGACCAAGUUAUUGGGAAUUUCCAUGGCCUCGAACCAUCUGAGACAAUGAUAGGACAUAUUAUUGAAAUGGAGAUGGAUUACAUAAAUACUUCCCACCCAAAUUUUAUUGGUGGGAGCAAGGCUGUAGAAUUUGCCAAUCAACAGAUAAAGAAUUCCAGGGUUCUUAUGCCUGUAUCUAAAGCGAAGGAUGGUUUGGAGUCUGAUAAGGCACCUACUUCUGAAAGAAGUACUAAAUCUCGGGCUAUUAUUGCAAGACAAGUUAAUGGAAUUGCUGCUGAGCAGGUAGUCCGUCCUGCUGCAGAUGUUGAGAAAGUCCCAUCGACUGGAAGCACAAGUGGGUCAACUUGGGGUAUCUCAUCAAUAUUUGUUGGCAAUGAUAACCACUCAACCGUGAAAGAGGUCUUGACAAACAAACCAUAUACAGAACCUGCUCAAAACAUCGAACAUUCCUUCUCCAUGAUCCAUUUGAGGGAGCCCCCGACUCUCUUGAGGCCUUCAGAGUGUUCAGAAACUGAAGCUAUUGAAAUUGCUAUUACCAAGUUGCUCUUAAGAUCACACUAUGACAUUGUUAGGAAGAAUAUAGAGGACUCUGUGCCUAAAGCAAUUAUGCACUUCUUGGUAAACCAUUCGAAACGUGAGCUUCACAACGUUUUUAUCAGAAAGCUUUACAGAGAAAACCUGUUUGAAGAGAUGUUACAGGAACCUGAUGAGAUUGCUUCUAAGAGGAAACGUACUCGAGAAAUACUCCGAGUUCUCCAACAGGCAUUCAGGACAUUGGACGAAUUGCCAUUGGAAGCUGAAACAGUUGAGAGGGGAUACAGUUUGGGUUCCGAUCCAACAGGUCUGCCAAAGAUUCAUGGACUGCCAACAUCAUCAAUGUAUUCCACAAGUAGUGGUUCAAAUGAUUCCUAUGAAACUUCUCCUAAAAUUUCAAAAUCUCGUGUGUCGUCUCACUUGGGGGAGCUACAACCACACUUGUUUGGUAGUGCAGAUUCAAAUGGAAACAGACGCAGUUACUUGCCGGGCCUCUACCCUACAGUUGAUCUGUAGGCUGUUUGAAUGUGCAAUUUGGCAUCUUGGUCCGGUUUCUUUUUCUCAAAUAUGGAUGCAUUUGUUUCAUCUUCGCCCCCUAUAUCUUUUCUAACUCCUACAACCA